AAGGUGGGGAGAAUUGCGGUGCGGGAGGGCGCGGACGGAGCCGCUGCGAUGUCAGCCCCGCGGACCCUGGCGGCCGCCGCGGCGCCCGGGGGAAGCGGGCGGGCCAAGCUCACGCACCCGGGCAAGGCCAUCCUGGCGGGUGGCAUUGCUGGAGGGAUUGAAAUCUGCAUCACUUUCCCCACCGAAUAUGUAAAAACUCAGCUACAACUGGAUGAAAAAGCAAACCCCCCUCGGUACAGAAGUAUUGGUCACUGUGUGAAGCUAACUGUGCAAGAUCAUGGUGUCAGGGGUCUGUACAGGGGCCUCAGCUCUCUGCUAUAUGGCUCGAUUCCAAAAUCUGCUGUCAGGUUUGGGGUGUUCGAGGUACUCAGCAAUUAUGCAAAGGAUUCAAGUGGGAAACUGGACAGUAAACGGAGCUUAAUUUGUGGCUUGGGAGCUGGUGUAGCAGAAGCUGUUGCAAUUGUCUGUCCAAUGGAAACAAUAAAGGUGAAGUUCAUUCAUGACCAAUCCUCUCUCAACCCAAAGUACAGAGGGUUUUUCCAUGGUGUCCGUGAGAUUGUGCGGGAACAAGGCUUGCGUGGAACAUACCAGGGACUGACAGCUACUGUCCUCAAGCAAGGCUCAAACCAGGCAAUCCGGUUUUUUGUGAUGACUUCCUUCCGCAACUGGUAUCUAGGUGAUAAUACUCACCGAGAGAUGAACCCAUUGAUUACGGCUGCAUUUGGUGCUGUGGCAGGUGCAGCCAGUGUUUUCGGUAACACUCCAUUAGAUGUCAUCAAAACCAGGAUGCAGGGUCUGGAAGCCCACAAGUAUAAAAGUACCUUGGACUGUGCCUACCAGAUCCUCAAAAAUGAGGGCCCAUUAGCAUUUUACAAAGGGACGGUUCCUCGUCUUGGCAGAGUGUGUUUGGAUGUGGCGAUCGUGUUCGUGAUUUAUGAAGAAGUUGUCAAAGUUCUUAACAGAGUCUGGAAAACUGCCUGAUGCUUUUCUGGCUUCGUCUGAAGGGGACAGUUGGACUGGCUGGUUAGCCAGGUCCAGAGAUCUGAAAGGAAUUUAUUGCCAACUGUUUAUUGUCAAAAGGUUUGUGAAAAUGCAGAGACUAUCGCUUUGAACUCAUUCUUUUAAAGCAAAUAAGCAGGAGCAUCUAACAUGGCUGCUCUGCUGGUACUGUGCUUCGGAGCUGAUAAGCUUGAGCUCAUCUAGAGAAGGCUCCUAGAGCAUUAUUACUAACAACAUGUAUGCCUGGUCCUAACGAAGCUGAGAUGACAAGGGGAAACUCCUCUUCAAGUGAAAGCACUGGGCUGGAUGCUGCUGUUUGCACCAAUGCAUCUCUGGAGUAACUUUGACUUUUCCACUCCAAUGAGGCUCUGUGUAGGCUGGAGAUAUUUUAACUUAAUUACAGAUGUCUUACGUGGCUUCUAGUUCAAAUAGUGUGAACCUCUGUUUAGACCCGAAAAUAACUUUUAAACCUGGUGUUAUAAAUCAUUUCACAAGCUAAACCA
Gavialis gangeticus (Gharial) is the source of this 1502-nucleotide messenger RNA. RefSeq names its product tricarboxylate transport protein, mitochondrial-like. The transcript is spliced from 9 exons. The record is from RefSeq and is a predicted model, not a curated record. Gene Ontology annotation, biological process: mitochondrial citrate transmembrane transport. NCBI's taxonomy places the organism in Eukaryota, Metazoa, Chordata, Crocodylia, Gavialidae. Bases 49 to 981 code for a protein of 310 amino acids.